This is a messenger RNA of Sebastes umbrosus (honeycomb rockfish), 2547 nucleotides long. It is a transcript of the gene dnajb12b, whose product is annotated as DnaJ heat shock protein family (Hsp40) member B12b. The record is from RefSeq and is a predicted model, not a curated record. The coding region runs from base 247 to 1347 and encodes 366 amino acids. Gene Ontology annotation, cellular component: endoplasmic reticulum membrane. Gene Ontology annotation, molecular function: Hsp70 protein binding. Gene Ontology annotation, biological process: cellular response to misfolded protein. The transcript is spliced from 9 exons. NCBI's taxonomy places the organism in Eukaryota, Metazoa, Chordata, Actinopteri, Perciformes, Sebastidae.
CUGAGACAGUUCCUAAUAUUUUUCUUUGAGCACUUCUCUUUUAAGUGUUUUAAUAUCUACAACAUAAAUAUUUUCCACACACUAAGAGCAAAAAAAAACUUGACAAAAACUGACAAAUCAAAUAUCACUAACAGACACUUGUCCUAUUUGCAGCAAACGCAUGACCUCAUCAGCACGCGCCUUGUAUUUACUUCAGCUCCAGUUAGCCGGCUGGUUAGCAGGUUAGCAGCAGUUAGCUCCGCUGCGAUGGAGGUAAACAGGGACGAAGCGGAGCGCUGCAUCGACAUCGCUACUGCGGCGUUAACCAACGAGCAGCCGGACAAAGCGCAGAGGUUCCUGGAGAAGGCGCAGAGACUCUUCCCGACGGAGAAAGCGAGAGUGCUGCUGGAGCUGAUAGCAAAGAAUGGAUUUACACCGAGACAAGGCGGCCACUUCGGUGGGGUCUCUGGACCUCGACAGCGGCAGAACAACAGCGAAGACACCAGACCUGAAGAUAAGCCUUCAGAUACCCCAAAAUCCUACUCAGCAGACCAGCUAGAGGCUGUGAGGAGGAUAAAACAAUGUAAAGACUACUAUGAAAUUCUCGGGGUCCAGGCAGACGCCCCUGAGGACGAACUCAAAAGAUCUUAUAGGAAACUUGCUUUGAAAUUCCAUCCAGACAAGAAUCACGCUCCAGGUGCUACAGAGGCGUUUAAAGCUAUUGGGAACGCGUAUGCUGUUCUGAGUAAUGCCAACAAAAGACAACAGUAUGAUCAAUGCGGAGAAGAGAGGAGGCAUCCGUCGAGUCAGGGCCCAGAAAAUGAAAACUUCGAGCCAGAUAUUUCACCUGAAGACCUCUUUAACAUGUUCUUUGGAGGAGGAUACCCGUCAAGUAAUGCUAAUGUGUACACUAACGGGCGGAUGCGUUACCAAAGGCCACAGAGAAGAGAGCAACAGCGGGAUGGAGGCCUUGCUCUCUUCGUGCAGGUCAUGCCCAUCCUCAUCCUGGUUAUCGUGUCGGCCCUCAGUCAGAUCAUGGUCAACAACCCGGCCUACAGCCUCAGCUUCAGGCCGUCAGCAGGUUACACACAGAAGAGGCUGACACAGAACCUGAAGGUGCCGUAUUAUGUGGGGGAGCAGUUCUCUAGGGAGUUCAGCGGACUGAAUCUGAAGAACUUGGAGCGGACGGUGGAGGACGAUUAUAUUUCCAACCUUCGUAACAAUUGCUGGAAGGAGAAACAACAGAAGGAAGGCAUGCUUUACAGAGCUCGCUAUUUCGGAGACAAUGAUCUGUACCAAAGAGCACAGAGGGCUCGCACGCCGAGCUGCGCCAAGCUGUCCGAGAUCACAGCUUCGUUACACGAUUGAUGCUGCUUUCAUCAUUAAAAGUUUCCAGAAUCAACACAAAAGAUUAUUGGCUGUACAUAGACGCUUUAACAAUCUGGAGACUGAAGAUGACUCAACAAAGCAACACGAACAAACCAGCACCAAUCUGCAUCAAAUUGACCACACAAACUGGUUGAAGCCAUUUCUGUGGAAUUUUAGUAAGGGAAAUUAAAAUAUAGUGUUAAUAUAAUGUUUUGAAAUUUAAAAAAAAAAAAACUUAAAGGUGCAGUGUGUAGGAUUUGGCGGCAUCUAGCGGUGAGGUUGCAGAUUGCAACCAACUGAAAUUUCUCCCAUGUGCCAAACGAGAUAUAUGGUGGCUGACGCAAAAAAAACGUGUUUGUAGGUAUAAACGGUUCAUUCUAAGGCAAUGAAAACGCAACGAUUUUUAUUUUCAGAUGAUUUACACUAAAGAAAAACAUACUUAUUAAUGUAAUAUUACAAUUUCUGCCAAUAGAUCCCCCUAAAUGCUACACAAUGUUGCUUUAGAUAGCUUUUCCUCCUGACAAGAUAGGCGUUUGGAAACCCUCCAAAUCCCCAGCUUUGAAUGGGAGCCAUGGAGCUGGCAGAGGUCACUUCGUGGAUUUUGCAAGAAUGCGGUAUGAAACCAGAGCAUAGUGAGGUUAGAUAUAGUCGUACGAAUGAUAUUUAUGUAGCAGUUUAUUAGAUACCACACUGAAUGCUUCCUCUUUCAUUUUACACAGUCAAAUCAGCGAAAGGAGACGAGUUUGCUGAUUUGGCUUCAAAUGCACAUUCUGAAACUAUGCAGGAAUAAUGUGAAACCUCUGAUGAAUAUACACUCAUGUCUUGGGUUUGUCAGACACUUUAAAACCUGAGAUUUGUCUUCUUCUGCUGUGUGUAUGUGAGAUAAAAAAUAGGAAAUGUCCCUUUACACUUUGCCUCUUUUAAUUGUAUUAAGUAUAGAAUUAUAUGCGGGCACAAUACAAUAUAAGCCAAGAGAAUGAGAGAUGUGCCUACCCAGAAAAGACUUUAACAAGUUCUAGUUUGUCUCUGAUGAACAUCAUGUGUUGGGGGGGAAAAAAGCAAUUUUUGUCACCUUUUAUGUUUAUAGUAUGCUAUUUAUGUUUUGUAUUAUUUAUUUAAAAUAAGGGUACAGAUGUUGCUCACCUUUUCCACCAUGUUUUUACUCCCGGAUGACAAUAAAAUAUGGAUGCUUAAAAAAAA